Phoenix dactylifera (date palm) is the source of this 2796-nucleotide messenger RNA. RefSeq lists its product as uncharacterized. NCBI's taxonomy places the organism in Eukaryota, Viridiplantae, Streptophyta, Magnoliopsida, Arecales, Arecaceae. Gene Ontology annotation, molecular function: DNA-binding transcription factor activity; DNA binding. Gene Ontology annotation, biological process: regulation of DNA-templated transcription. The record is from RefSeq and is a predicted model, not a curated record.
GAGAGAGUGAGGGAGGUGGGCUGCCCACAUGGGUGAGGCCAUCUAUUGUCCUCCCAAAGUAACGACACGCCUGGCCUAACGGUUUUGCCAAGGCAAACGAGGUGAACCCACCCUUCCUCCUCGAGCCCACAUGGUGGGUGUUGUCGCUUUUCCAAUGGGAAUUUCUUUCUUUUGAGGAAGAGGAUAGGGAGCGCGACAAAGGAAAGAAGUGGCGAGCAUUGCUCUCCUCCUGCGCCCGCCUCGGGUCUCGCUGCCUCCCUCCCCUCUCGAUUCCCCCUCUCUCUCUCUCCGCUUAUAUCCUCCUCUUCUUCUCUCCAUCCACAUCCAUUGCCAUCCUCCUCCUCCUCCUACUACUGGAAUCCGUCGUCGAUCCGUAUACUAAACCACUCUCUUUGUUGCCCAAGUCUGCCAUCUUUAGUGGGACCCAUAGAGUCUCAGACUCCACCAUCCUUCCAUCCAUCUCUCUAUCGUUUUCUCUCUCUCUCUCUCUCUCUCUCGGUAAGAGAUGCUCUGCAAUGGAGAGAGGCUGGGCGUCCCCCCCACCCACGAAUGGCCACAGAGCAUGGGAGAGAGACUUCUAAUCCCCGGAAGAAACAACAGCAGCAGCAGCAGCACCAACAACAACAACAAUAACAACAACGCUCCCACCGCCUCCAACUGCAGCAACUCCCGUACCGGUACCAACAACAACAACAACAACAACAACAAGAUGAUCCAUGCUGCUGCUCCUGCCGCUAGGGUUAUGGAUAGGCCGGCGCAGGAGCAGCAGGCCGCCCUCAAAUGCCCCCGCUGCGACUCCUCCAAUACCAAGUUCUGCUACUACAACAAUUACAGCCUCUCCCAGCCCCGCCAUUUCUGCAAGGCCUGCAAGCGCUACUGGACCCGCGGCGGCACCCUCCGCAACGUCCCCGUCGGCGGUGGCUGCCGAAAGAACAAGCGCGUCAGAAAGCCGGCCUCCGCCGUAGUAGUCUCGGCCGCAUCCUCCGACACAAGACCGUCUCCUCUCAUGCCUCCGAUCGCUAACUCGAUUCCUCCCAUCUCCCUUCCUAAACCUGCUUCCCAUCUUGAUCCCAGCCUGUUCUAUUCCCUCCCUGCUGCACGUUCCUCUCUUCCUUCUGAUGUGGGUCUUGCCUUUCCGGGCCUUCGCCCCCGGCUCGAUCCGCCGUCCGUCCCGAAUAGCAUGUCCCUCCCGUGCACCGCCUUCGACCUCCAGCAUCCGCAGCUCAACUCGGUCGGCCUCGGAAUAUUCCCCUCCAGCCAGCGCGACGACGAAUUCAACCUUGCCCAGCUAUCUGUCAUGAACGACUACCCGCUGUUCGGAUCUGCCGCCGCCUCGCUUCUGGUUUCGAGCCUCAGGGAGCCGAAGAAGGUGGAGGACUACCAGGCCCUGAUGCCCUGCGAGGACCUGCAGGCCAGCUGCGCGGCGGCCAAUGGAAACCUGGACGUGAUCAAGGAAGUGAAGCAGGAAGGAGAGAUCACUGCAAUCAACAACAACAGGAUAGAAUGGCAAAUUCCCUGCGAGAAUUCCUUCGAUGCGAUCAGCUCGGCUGCCCUCGCCGGCGAUUCCUCCCUUCUUUAUUGGAAUGCAGCCAUAGGCGCUUGGCCUGAUUCUGCCAACUGUGGAUCGUCCGUCGCGCCUCUGAUCUAGUCCAAACCCAUCGGAAUUAGUAUCCAUUAUUCUCUUUCCUCGUCUUGCUUCUUUCCUUCUUGCCAGCUUACUCUAAUCUUUUUUCACUGCUAUCUCUAGUCACCUUAGUGGAUUUGCAGUAAAGGUAGUGGGUUGCUUGUUAACAGUCUUCUCUACCCACAUAUAUACUGUGUUCUUUGUCCUGGGGGCGUCGCGGCGGUUACAGUGGCAGGAGUACUGUGGAUCGGAGAGAUCAUGUCGGUUGCAAACGUCUCAAGCCCCGUGUUUUUUUUUUAAGUCAUUGUGGCCUCAAGAAGACCGUUUGCUCCGAGAGGAACCUCGGAUCCAUUCGGCUUAGUAUCUUCUCCGGCUCCGACAUUUUACAGUCGGAUGAUUUCCUUUUAGAUUGGAAGGAGAGCAAGAAGAUGAACGGUGGAGCUGGAGCAGUAAGUUGGUUUUCAUGUAUGUAUAUAAGCAUGGCAUACCUUAUCCUUUCUAAUGUAUUGGUUAUGAAGUGGUUGGUUUUCGUUGCAGCAUAGAGAUAAGGGUCUUCUUCUUCAUCAGAGGUGUGAUUUUACUGGUGUAGAAGCAAUUAGGGAACUAAUAAGCUUUUUAUUUCUUUCUUCUUUUUGGCUUUUGGUUGCUGGUAUAAUAAUUAUCUAGAAUGGGAUUUCUUUCCAAUAAUGUGGGUUGUUUCGUGUUUGGUGGUGUUCCUCUCAUUGCUUAGUGUUUUUCUUUGUUUUAUGAUUUAUAUUUAAGUAACUUGGAAUACUUCAACUUCAAACGUAUUUGGAGACUCAGGUAUCUCCAAUGGAUGUGUUUUUCUUUUCCCUUGACUGGUCCGUCCAAUGUAUGUGUUUUUCAGGUGGAAUCUGAAACUGGUUGCCAGUUCUUCAUGAUUGUUUCAGUUAUCUGUUUGCUUUAUUUAUGCAUCGGGCGGUGUGCCAUGUAUGUAACGCAGUAUAUAUAUUCGAGUUUGGGAUUUAUGAUCUAUUACUCAGGUUUUGUACUUAACCUAUUUUAAAAAUCUUUCUCCUGCUCUCAUCCACCCCCUCUGGUAGCAGUCGGAGAUUGCAGUCUUCUGUCAUGCCUGUCAAAUAAAGUGGCGUCCGUCCAUACGGUCUGUAAAUUUUUUCAGAUAUAAAAGUGAUUGGUGGGUGCACUAUUGA